AGACUUUACAAAUUGGAGUUGCAUUGCAGGAUGUCAAUGAAGCAUGCCACUGCACAAAAACCUACCUGACCUGCGGCCCUCUCAUUUGGCCUGCCAGUCUGGUCAUUUUUAAGAAGAGAGACACAAAUGGAUGACCCAUGGGAAACAGUAUUUCAGUUGGCGGAUCUUGAUCAUGAUGGCAAAAUCAAUGGCCAAGAAGCCGUCAAGUUCUUCCCAAGAGUGAACCUCCCACAGAGUGUUCUCGCCCAAAUUUGGUCGUUUGCGGAUCGGCACCAGAAUGGCUUCCUUACCAAGCCAGAAUUCUUCACUGCCCUGCAGCUGGCAACAGUGGCACAAGCAGGACAGCAAGUGACAAAAGAAGUCGCUCAAGCCGUCAUAUCUGGGGCGAUAAAGAACAUCAAGCCUCCAAGGUUGGUAGGGAUCACAAUUCCUGCCUUCCCGCCGAAAGAAUCAUCACCUGUGGUCCCUCCAACAGCAGGGGCAGAGGAAUAUGGAACACCAGCUCCGGGGGUCUCUACGAUGGGACUUGGUGUACUGUGUACAACCACCACCACAUCGAGGAGUGGUGCCAGAGGACAAAGUGACUCUUCUCGAGCACAGGGAGCCAUUGAUGGCGAAAUAAGAUCAGCUGCCCAUGGCCGGCAUGACGGAGGAGCAGGGGUCGAAACAAGUGCUCCCAGUGGCAUGAACGGUGGAUCUACCAUGACAGAAAGGGAUAUCAGAUAUGGAGGAGGACCCAAUCUAACCAGGAUCAGCGAGCCUAAGGCUGUUGCCAUGGGAGUUGCGCACGGAGGUGGAAAUGGAUGGGCUCCAGGAGUACAACAAACAUCCACUCAGGUAAAACCGGCUGGAAAAGAGAGUGCAGCCCCACCAGCCGUCAUUGCCAGCCAGUUGGAACAGCAACAGCCUGUCCGCAAUGGCCACAAAGUCAUCACUGCCAUGCCACAGAAUGGGGUAUCAGUGAAUUCAGCUCCAGGUUCUGUUGGGGUAGCUGGCAGAGAUGAUGGUUUCCAUAGCAUGGAUGUGUCAGGAGUGAAGGGGCGGCGAGAGACCAGACGUCGAAAGGGUUCGCCAGGUGGAAGCAGCCUCCUCAAGGCGGUUCUGACACAUAACCUGAGCCCUUCUCGAAGUCCGAGGCGUAGCACGAAGGCAAAACAACCGGAAGCAGCUACGGGAAUUGCCAGCGACUUCACUAACAUCCCAGUGGCUGAUGGAAGAACACACGUGUUGGUGCCUAGCAUGUCUCCCGAAACAGACAAAAGGAGCAAAAGCGCCCCUCAGAGUCCUACGAGAUCACUACUGCGAGACCUGGACAGUCCUGAAAGUGUGCAAAUGGGGGGCAGUAACAUAGGAAGAGUAGAAGGCACAGCGACGAUUCGGAACAGCCAAACAGUUCCCAGCAACCUUGACUCCUUAUUGGGGAGUACCCAGAGCAGCUCUCACGUAGAGAGUCAAAGCACCGUCAGGCAUAGUGACAGUGUUUCUCUGACAAAGAAGAUAGCAUCAGUGAACUCUUCCUCAUUGCCAAGCGGUGAGAGCAGAGGGAGUGCAGCAGCAGAUGUGCAGCAGCAGACGUGGAUUGCGCUGGGAGGCCAAGGAACCUCCAGAGAGGGGUCCGUGGGCACCUGUAGGGCAGGGAUAGGCGGAACAGAACCAUGUCCUGCCAGUGCUGGUGUGGAGUUUACCUCCAGCGGAGAUGAUUUCGCAGGGGGUGCAUCUCAUUCCAAACCUGUUAGAGAAGCAGCUGCUUCUAGGGAAGGAACUGCAGGCUUGUCGGAGUGGACGUCGGCAUCAGACCCAGCGGCGAUGCUAGGCAGUGCCGUGGACGUCCAUCAAUCCUCUGGCAGCUCAGGCGGCCCGACUGUUGUGCACAUCUUCGAAGGCGAUGGGUUUCCUGCAGCCCCUUCUAGUGGCACCAGCUCAGAAAAAGUCGAUUCAGCAUCAGAUGCAAACUUGAAGAAGUCACAUUCCAGUCCAUCCUUGGCCGACGGAAGGCAUGUGUUUGAGCUUAACAUGCCUGCAUCCUUAUCCAUGGACGCAAGGUUGCAGUCAGAACCCACUGCCGGACAAGGAGGUUUGACCCCUGCCAGGGGAAUGACUCAUCAAAGUGAGUUAAAAGGGGCCCCCGGCCUCGGAUUGCCAGCAUCAGAGGUAGGAGGGAGUGCAAUUACACCUGGUGGAUGGCAGCCCACAUUGGUCGUAAUGCUUGGGUGGCCUCAGAUGACUGCAGUUGAUGAGCAGAGGUACCUUAAGAUCUACAGCUCAUUGGGUCCUGAUCACAAUGGGAUGAUUUCCGGUCAGAAGGCAAAGGACCUCCUCAUGAGCUCGCAGUUGCCACGGGAAGUUCUAAAGCAUGUGUGGGAUCUGGCAGAUGAGGAUGAAGAUGGCAUGCUGACAAGUAAGGAGUUCUGCAUUGCUCUGUACUUGGUGGAGAGGGCCCGUGAGGGUAGGUCAUUGCCUCUGACUCUCCCAUCUGGAAUUCAUCAUGAUGAUUCACCGUUCCACCCUCGCCAUCAAGUUGUGGUUAAUACACAGAUUGCUGAAGCACACACAAGCACAUCCACAGGGUUGGCCAAUGCCAAGAAGCCAUCUCAAGAAACAGGACCACCAACACAGACAGCUGUCCCGAGAGACGGUAUGCGCUCAGCGCUGAACCAAGCGGCAGCUAACACGCAAGAACAACCUCGGCUCCUGGCGCAGCAGCAGCAGCAAGACCACAAGCAGCAGCAACAGGAGGAUUUUGGCCAGCAGCAGAGAAUUGAGAUAACUCAAGCACCCUCCAGAGAAGAUCUGAGAAGAAGCAUGCUGCAGCACACAGAGAAUGCAGCUGAAGGGCUUCUGACUCCUGGUGCAGUCAGACUUGCGAGCAAUGACUUCUCAAGGCAAGAAUUAGGUAGCUUUCUGAAUAUAGCCAGUGCCAAUGUGAACUCCGUCGGUAUGGCUCUCCCUCGUGUCAAUGGGAUUACCCCUGGCUCUGUUGCUCAGCACAUUCCAGCAGUUUACCAGCCCAAUCUGUCGUCUGCCCCGGAAACACAUCUCGCCAAUCAGCUGGGCAGGAAUGAUCACGAGGCACUUGCAACAAGGCACAACGAAAUGGAGGAGCUCAGCACAUCGACACGGCAAAAAAAUCAGCCCACGAGUGUGAAGAAACGGGCAGACUAUUACGAGGAAAAAAUGCAAGAGAUAGUUCUAUUCAAGAGGAGAUGCUGGGACAAGCUUGUGCAGAUUGAAGGCCAGAUAGAGCAGGAGAAGCGAGAUGUCGCGGUUCUUGCGAGAAACUACGACGAAAAGUUCAGACAAACGGAGGCUGCAAACUUGCAAGCUCUGGCAUUCGAGGCAAGGCUGAAAAGUCUGGCUAAACAGAAGAUAGCACUGCAGGACUCGAUCAACCACCUCCACAAUCCCACAGAUUCAAAAUCGUCACUACAGGCGCGGGUCAACCAACUGGUAUCCGAAUUGGAUGAGCUCCGGUCUGAUGUUAUGCUUCGUGUCAUGCGGUCAAGGCUCAAAGUCAAAGCUGCACCGCCUGUGGAAUCGACGUGUGGGUGGCAGUUUGAAACUGGAAUGCAAGGGAACACAUGUGAGUGGGAAGGAGAAUGGGCAUACUUCAAAAAUGAGGGACUCAUCUCUGCCGUUGAUGACAUUGAGGACCGGUCUGUGAGCAUCGUUGAAACCGGCACUUGCGCCGUCAGAACAGACUCAUUUGGAGUUACUCCUAGGCUGCAUAAUAACUGGAGAAGCGUCCCUAGUUCCACUCCCCUGCCAUGGCGGGAAACGCUGCCUCAAGCUGGGAUGGACCCCGUCCAAGGAUGGAUGAGAUUUUGGACCUCGGCAAGAGCGGAGGCGACUUUGGCAAGGAAGGAUUUGGGGGAAAAAGUGGCCUUGAGGUGUUUGGGUCACCCGCAAAUUCAUGCUUGCUCUCAUCGGGGGCGUCAUCUUCAGGACACAACGCGCCUGUGGUGACUGAGGUGCUCUUAGCAAGGAGGGAAAGUAAUGCCUCGGAAUCUGGGAUAUUCCAGCAGAUGGAAUCAUCUAGACGGAGUCAAACGGUGGGACAAGAUCCAGAGAGCAGGAACAACAUAGCCUCCAAUCUUGGAUGGGUGUGGCCCACAGGACGUGCUGAGAGCGGUAGGUCAAGUCAGCUUCCACCUUAUCCCAACUCAAGGCAUGCUGGGGCAGCAGAACUGCAAGACCUUGAAACAAGUGUGGGCAAAGACGGCACAUCCAUCUCAUCAUCACAGUAGGUGACCAGCUUUGUUACAGCUGCAGCAGGCAGUUCAGGCGCUAAUGCCAAGGCGCUGCAGGGAGGAGAUUUGGGCUCGGUAGGAGGCGCCAAAGACAGUGGCGCUGAAGGCCUUGGCAGCAGGUGGCACACAUCAAACCCUUCGGCAGUUGCCACCAGCUUCGGCGAGGAGCAUAUCGAUAGCAGCAUGAGGGCCUCGUGGGGCUUGCGGCCUGCUGCAGCAAUUACGGUUGCUCCCUCUGUGGCUACACGUGCUGGUGGAGUUGGUAAUGAAAUAGGUACCAUGCA
This is a messenger RNA of Chara braunii, 4531 nucleotides long. NCBI's taxonomy places the organism in Eukaryota, Viridiplantae, Streptophyta, Charophyceae, Charales, Characeae. The record is from the annotation of a GenBank genome assembly.